UCAUCGCCCAAAACCGAUUGAAAAGCGAUCCUACUGUAAGCAAGUUGUUAGGAUUAAAAUCCCUGCGGACUAUAUCAAUUUUCGACCAGAUCUACAGGAUAUCCAUGGCUGAACGACCAGAAACAGUCAAAUCAUCAAUUGGUGAAAUGCGCAUGUCAUGGGCAUCCACCGCAACGGUAGAUCCCGUAUCUGGCACAACGGUAGCAGAUGGUGAUCAAAUCACAGGUGGACAGAAUCCGCACGAAGCGUUCGGUCUCACAAAAGAACUGCUGGAUGUAAUUGAAGCAGGUAGACAGACCAUUAUGAGCAGAGAACAGGUGCAGAGCCUGCCUCUGCGAUCUUACCUCGAUCAUACUAUCGUCCCGGUGCUUAUAGAGGGUCUAAAGGCGCUAGCCAAGGAACGUCCACCCAAUCCGUGUGAAUACCUGGCGGUCUAUCUGUUGAAAAACGGCGAUAAAUAGGACUAAUGUAUAGUAAUAUGGGCGAGUUGUGUUUCAUGCAAACUAGGAAUUUCGCAGCGACACGCUGGCAUUGAAUAUAUAUUUGAGACAGCGGUUAGAACCAA
Spizellomyces punctatus DAOM BR117 is the source of this 565-nucleotide messenger RNA. RefSeq lists its product as uncharacterized. The transcript is spliced from 4 exons. Lineage: Eukaryota; Fungi; Chytridiomycota; Chytridiomycetes; Spizellomycetales; Spizellomycetaceae. The record is from RefSeq and is a predicted model, not a curated record. Bases 105 to 461 code for a protein of 118 amino acids.